Molecule: messenger RNA, 822 nt
Organism: Adineta ricciae
Lineage: Eukaryota; Metazoa; Rotifera; Eurotatoria; Adinetida; Adinetidae
Source: the annotation of a GenBank genome assembly
AUGUUAGCUGACAUAAUUGUUUUAAGCAACGUCAAUAACCGAAUGUCAUCACGCGUACAUAUAUCUGUGUAUAAUUUCUUACGUUUCACUCAUUUCUUACCACAGUUCGCUUUCGUGUUUUGCUUGAUUAUAACCAUUUUUAAAGAUAUGAAAAAAUCUACUAAAACCCAUUGUAAAGUACCGAAUGUCUUUCCAUCGAUGUCAGCGAUUAUUGCCGGCUUUGAGCCUCAGCGCUUUGUCUGGCGAAUGAGUUUCGCAUUAACUAGCGUUCCGCGAUAUUUCAUUGCUUAUUUACAAUUGCAACGUUUGCUUAAUCGCUCUCAUAUUGCUUAUCGAGAUUUCUAUCGGUGGGUACAACUAAUCAAUAGCUUGAUUCAUACUGUUGAAUUAACAUUUCUUCUUCAAUUAACAUAUAUCUCAUCGAAUGAAAACAAACGAAUGCAUGAAUACGGAUUUAUCGGUUUUACUUUGUGUUCAUUGAUUCAUAUGCUCGGAACGAUUCUGAUUGAUUAUUAUUGGCCACGAACGAAGAAGAUCUGUUUGAACGAACGAGAAAGAGCUUGUCGACGAAAACGACUGAAAUGGUUCCUGUGUAAUUUUGUUUCGCUGACUAUCUCCUCAUAUUUCUUCUAUCGACAUAAUCGUUUUUGUGAACCAUUUAUUUAUUCAGCCUAUUGUCUUUGCGAAUAUUUUGUUAUAUUAACCAAUAUUGGUUAUCAUUCGAUCAUUCGAGACGAAUGGGACCAAACUGAUGGCCAAGUACACAACUGCAAUGCACUGUUCUUUCUCCGACAAACGAAGCAAAACAUGUCUGUUUCGUAA